UGACGAUAUACAUGACUGUACAUAACUAACAAUAAGUUAGUAUACACAUAGGUUCUUUUUAAACUACAUAAAAUUGAAGUAAUACGUUUGAUUACGAAUAAAGUAAUGUCUGACGACAAAAAAUCAGAAGAUCAAGUAGAAGAUUCGGAGUUAAAUGAUUUAUUAGACAGUGCUUUGGAGGAUUUUAAUAAAAGUUCUACGUUAGAAGAGAAAGAUGAUAAUGGUGUUGAUGCGGCCAAUUCUGUGAUAUCGAAUAAGACAGAAGAGGCAACAUCUAAAGAUGCCGAUAAUUUAUGGAUGGAUUUUUUUAAUCAAGUUUCUAAUGAGUUUUCAGAUAAUUUAAUCCAAAAUGCAUCAGAAACAGAAUUAGGAGCUUCUUUUAAAAAAAUGACUCAGAUGGUUGUUAAUGCCAAUGCUGGUGGAGAAACUGCAGAUGGUGAGCCUAUCAAUGCUGAUUUCCAAUCAGCUAUUGCACAAGCUUUAAAAGACUUAUCCGUUACAUCCGAAAAUUUGCAGAAUGAACCAGAUCUUGCCUCAAUGUUUGGGCAAAUGAAUUUAGAAGAAGGCGCAGGUGAUAUAUUACCAUUUAUGCAGGGCAUGAUGCAAUCCCUUUUAUCUAAAGAAAUAUUAUAUCCAUCAUUAAAAGAACUAGUAGAUAAAUAUCCUGAAUGGUUGGAACAGAAAAAAGCAACAUUACCUUCGGCUGAUCUACAAAGAUAUACUAAACAAUUAGAACUAAUGCAAAAGAUUUGUAAUGAAUUAGAAAAAGAACAGAGUACUGAUACAGACGAAGCUAAAAGAAGACGUUUUGAAGUAAUAUUGUCUCUUAUGCAAGAUAUGCAAACUUAUGGCCAUCCUCCUGAAGAACUUAUUGGAGAACAUCCAGCUCUUUUCCAAUUCGACUCUGAUGGUAAUCCUAUUAUUCAAUCAUUACCUCCUGGAGUAGAAACUCCACAAGAUUGUUGUAUUAUGUAAAUAUGAUUACGUUGUGUAGAUUUUUCUAUAUAAAUGAACAUACCCAUUUUAU
Molecule: messenger RNA, 1027 nt
Organism: Polistes dominula (European paper wasp)
Lineage: Eukaryota; Metazoa; Arthropoda; Insecta; Hymenoptera; Vespidae
Gene: Pex19
Product: peroxisomal biogenesis factor 19
Biological process (GO): protein import into peroxisome membrane
Cellular component (GO): peroxisomal membrane; peroxisome
Source: RefSeq, a predicted model, not a curated record